GUCAAUCCCAGCUCCGUUUUGUUUCGCACCUUCGUCUGUAGGCCGUCGCCCGCCACUAUUCCGUCUUCUUCCAAACCUUCGGUCACAGCUUCGUCUCCUUUCAUACCUCUCAGAUCUGUAUUGGUUCGCACCUUCAAUAUCCGCCGGAAAUCUGUCUGGGUUCGCACUUCCAUAUCCGCCGGCAAGUCCUUGGUUGUGUCGCCCGCAGAAACUAUGCUUUUGGUCAAAAAUCCGUCUGGGUUUUCACUUCAUAUCCAUCGGCUAAUCCAGGAACAAAUAGGAGAAAAAAGUUCUCCACUGAAAUUUCUGAAAAAAAGGUGCGGGAAUGGGGAGAAGAGAGAUGAACGGAAGGGGUUGACCAGGCUGAAGUUGCACAUGGUAAAGGGGUAAACAAAGCUGUAAAAAAAGGUGAAUAUAUAUGGUGUACCCCGGGGUGUAACCCAGGGUGUACACCAAGACUUUUUGUUUUCUGAAAUGCACGUUCAUUUAUCG
This is a messenger RNA of Cuscuta epithymum, 492 nucleotides long. The record is from the annotation of a GenBank genome assembly. Lineage: Eukaryota; Viridiplantae; Streptophyta; Magnoliopsida; Solanales; Convolvulaceae.